Molecule: messenger RNA, 2420 nt
Organism: Amphimedon queenslandica
Lineage: Eukaryota; Metazoa; Porifera; Demospongiae; Haplosclerida; Niphatidae
Product: probable beta-D-xylosidase 2
Exons: 24
Coding region: 128-2329 (733 amino acids)
Biological process (GO): arabinan catabolic process; xylan catabolic process
Molecular function (GO): xylan 1,4-beta-xylosidase activity; alpha-L-arabinofuranosidase activity
Source: RefSeq, a predicted model, not a curated record
UUUAUAUUUCAUGUAGUAUACAUAUAUUAUCUGUGGAAUUGGCCACACCAUUAACACACCCCCAACUACUUAACCAAACUGCUCGUGACUUCCUUUCAUUCCUUUACAAACAAGAUAGAUCAAGAAAAUGAACUGUAAACUCUUCUUGUUGGCAGCAGCUGGUCUCCUGUGCGUCUCUGUGGCUCAGUAUUGUACUGAACCACCUUAUAAAACCAGACCUAACUUCACGCCAGCAUACUGCAAUUAUAGACUAAGUUUUAAAGAUAGAGUAAAAGAUUUAUUAAGUCGGUUAACAUUAGAAGAAAAGAUAUCUCAACUUGGUAACAGUGCAUCUGCUAUUGACAGACUCGGUAUACCUGGAUACCAAUGGUGGUCUGAAGGUCUUCAUGGUGUGGCUGUUUCUCCUGGUCUUCACUUAGGAGGGAACUUAACCUGUACGACCUCAUUUCCUCAAAUAAUCACAACUGCUUCAUCAUUCAACAAAUCGUUGUUUUAUGAAAUCGGAGAAGCUGUUUCAACAGAAGCCAGAGGUUUUGCUGAUAAUGGUCAGGGUGGACUGACCUAUUUCACACCAAACAUCAAUAUAGUCAGGGAUCCUCGUUGGGGUAGAGGACAAGAGACAGCAGGAGAAGAUCCUUAUCUGACGUCUCAAUAUGCAGUCAACCUGGUCAGAGGAGCACAAGGGAAUGACUCAGAGUAUAAGAAAAUAAUUGCAACUUGUAAACAUUUCGCAGCAUACGAUCUUGAGUCUUACAUUAAUGGUGAUGUUCGGGACUCAUUUAAUGCUGAAGUAACCAAACAGGAUCUUGAAGAGACCUACUUUCCAGCGUUCAGGUCCUGCGUCACUGCUGGAGGGGUUGGUAGCAUCAUGUGUAGUUAUAAUUCAGUCAAUGGCGUACCCUCUUGUGUGGAUGGUGUCUUUAAUAACAAGAUUGCAAGGAACAAAUGGAAAUUUGAUGGAUAUUUAGUUAGUGAUUGUGGAGCUAUUGAUGACGUCAUGAACAAACACCAUUAUACCAGUACUCCGACCGAUACAGUGGCCGCUGGUCUAAAAGGAGGCACUGACCUCAACUGUGGCUCCUUCUAUCAGACACACGCCAUGGAUGCAUUUUUAAAUGGUAGCAUUACUGAAGUUGACAUUGAUAGAGCAGUGGGGAGGCUGUUUACAGCAAGGAUGAGGUUAGGGUUAUUCGAUCUUCCUAAAUAUCAGCCAUAUUCAUACUUCAAUACUGAUGUAGUCAACACAAAACAGCACCAGGACCUUGCUUUACAAGCUGCAAGGGAAAGCAUUGUUCUAUUACAGAAUAAUGGUAAACUGCCGUUAAGUUAUGAAGACCAUCAUAAGAUAGCAGUGGUUGGUCCUAAUAUACUGGCUAAUGUGACAAUGCAAGGAAUAUCUCAAGUUAUAGCUCCAUAUCUCAUAUCACCAGUGGAUGGUUUUAAGAGUAAAGGACUACACGUUACUUACUCUCUCGGCUGUGAUGUGAAAUGCAUUGUUACUGACGGGUUUCACGAUGCUUUUAAACUUGUUAAAGAUGCCAAAGCUGUAGUUGCUGUGAUGGGUCUAGACCAAGGAAUUGAGAGGGAGACUGUUGACAGAGAGGAUAUAUUCCUCCCUGGGCUGCAGGAUAAGUUCCUGUUAGGAUUGAGGGACACGUUGACUAACCUUCAAUCGCCAGUUCCACUGAUAGUCGUGAUAAUGUCCGGAUCAUCCGUAGACCUCAGCGAAUCUAAGAGUUUAGCUGAUGCUAUACUGUGGGUUGGGUAUCCUGGUCAAUCCGGAGGUCAAGCUAUUGCUGAAGUAAUAUACGGAGAAGUGAAUCCAUCAGGACGACUGCCUCUUACAUUUUAUCCUGGUGAAUACAUUGAUUUAGUUGCCUAUAGGCACAUGUCAAUGAGGGAACCGCCUGGUCGUACGUACAGGUUCUAUACUGAGAACCCUGUGUUUCCCUUCGGACAUGGUCUCAGCUAUACCACUUUUGAAUUGAGCUGGACUAAUAAAAUGAAUAAUGUUACAGAAAUCGUAAUCAGUGAUUCUGUUGAUAUUAACAUUGAUUUUGAUAUCACUGUCGUUAACACUGGUUACUUGUCUGGGGCUGUAUCUGUACUUGGAUAUGUAUCAUCUAAUAUUCCUGAUGCUCCUUUAAGAGAAUUAUUUGAUUUUGAUAAAGUAUUUAUUGAUAAAUAUGAGUCAAAAAAGAUUUCUCUUUUCGCUACAAAUGAUGCUUUUACCACCGUUGAUGAAAAGGGUCGAAGGAAUAUUUUACCUGGUGAAUACGACAUAGCAAUUGAAAAUCUCUCUCACAAAAUAAUAAUAAAAAAUAAUUAAAAACGUUGUGACGUAUCUAAUUUUUUCUAUUUUUUAAUGAAGUUGUUUUUUAUUAUUUAAUGUGUUUUUUUAUCAUUGGUUCAAUGCUGCC